UCAAUCUUCCCACAGAGCUUGUCAACAUUGGCCCGAGCGAUACAAAGGUUGACACCUUCGGCUUAUCCUAUCCCUCGUACUGCAAACGUGUGACGCUAGAUACCGUGUUUGCUCUCCCAAGCGAUUACGAGACAAAGGUUGGGGAGUUGGUCAUUUGAGCAAAGCUCCCACAGGAUAUAAAGUGGACUAUCUUUCUUAGCAAUUUAGUGUCAUCACUUGAGAAUCUACUUCAACUCACCAAUAUCAGGUAAUCCACCCCACAUCGUUCAACCCUCUAAACUCCUUCGCGCUCUCUCUCUCAAUGACCGCUGUCCAGCCCUCGCCCACCGCUCUAUACUUCCCACACAGCAGUCAAGUGCCACACCGUCGCCCGACUCUAUCUUGUAAGCCUCAGUACCAGCGACGACCAUCUAUCCACCUCCAUCAGCAGGCUCAAUCUCAGCCAUCAGCCCCUUGUUCACGGAACGAAUCGAUUUCAGCUUGGCAAUCGGCGCUCCUCUCUCCGUCUCCUUCACCGCCUCUCGUCGAUAUCCGCUACAGUACCAUGGUGCCCGUUCCGGAGGCAAGCAGGAAACCAUCGGAAGACAUCGUCAAACGGGAAUAUUUUUCACCCCCUGUCUACCGAUCGCCUCCGCCGCUUCCUCGAUUGGACACUGCCACACGUGUCAAUGAGAGUCAGGAGACGAGGGGUCCAUUCAGUAAUACCAGCACUCCUCUGCGCAAAGUUCGUACUACGCCUACCAACGGACACGGAUUCUAUCCUACACCCGUAUCUGUCACAGAGCGACCCGAUGCUGCGAGAGCCUCUGGUGAUUCUCGGAUGGAUCACGAUCUGCCACUUCAAUAUCAAUCCGCAUCCUCAGCCUCGCAGAACCCAACGAGGCAAGCACAACCUCCACAGCAGCAGCAGCACCAGCAGCAGCACCCCAUGUAUCGAAGUCCCGCUCUCAGCCCAGAUCGACCAGCCUUCUUCGAUGCUCAUACUCAACAAGGCUUUCCCGGAAACCUGCGAUCCACCUUCUCGCCUCGUCAAACCCCCUAUUUGUCCGCGCAUCGAGCAGACAGUCCCGGGCCUGGACCACAGCCAUACGCCACCCAUCGGCCAAAGCUAUCCAUCCACCCUUAUGCUCCGCCCGUCAAUCCUGAUGCUAGGUAUCAUUCUGCCGGUGCAUCGAGGUUGGCACUGCCGUUCGGACAGCUGACUGAUUUCUAUGGAUCACCGGGAAGUGCCAUUAGCCCAGGUGGCAUCAAAGCCCCUCUGAAACGGGGUGAGAGUCGCUCCUCCAGGGGAUCCACGCUGUGUAGCUGACAUUGACCCCCUAGCCGACGACCUGCAGCUGUCUGUCCUUAUUGACGCAUUCGAGAGGUCUGCGUAUCCCAAUACAGAGGAACGAGAUGCUCUCGCCAGAGAGCUGGGGAUGACCAGUCGGAGCGUUCAAAUCUGGGUGGGUGUGGCGAUGAAUCCGGAUCCAGGCAUAGACUGAGACAACCCUCUCAUCUGUCAGUUUCAAAAUCGCAGACGAGCCGUCAAAGUCGAACAGCAAUCUGCGCUUCAACGAGCAGAAGCGGAGUCUAGACAGCGGUAUCGGACGAGCACUAUUGCUGAACCUGCUUAUCGAGCUUCCCCUUUUCACACCGUGGGGUCGCGGAAUAGGCCCGAUAAACUUUCCUAUAGCCCCGCUUCGACCAUCGCCACGAGGCCCGAUCGAUCCAUCUUUGAUCUUGUCAGUAGGCGAAGCUGGU
Kockovaella imperatae is the source of this 1743-nucleotide messenger RNA. RefSeq lists its product as hypothetical. The transcript is spliced from 2 exons. NCBI's taxonomy places the organism in Eukaryota, Fungi, Basidiomycota, Tremellomycetes, Tremellales, Cuniculitremaceae. Bases 302 to 1309 code for a protein of 335 amino acids. The record is from RefSeq and is a predicted model, not a curated record.